Molecule: messenger RNA, 5572 nt
Organism: Ascoidea rubescens DSM 1968
Lineage: Eukaryota; Fungi; Ascomycota; Saccharomycetes; Ascoideales; Ascoideaceae
Exons: 1
Coding region: 145-5295 (1716 amino acids)
Molecular function (GO): protein binding
Source: RefSeq, a predicted model, not a curated record
GAGCCCCUCUGCCGGCAGCAGCGUGCUCCACAGGCCUGGGUGCGUUGCAGCGCGUUCCACUGCGGGCACGUGUGCGUGCUGGAUAGUACACGACCCGUGCUGGUGCUUACACUGCCAUGGGAUGAGAGGACGCAGCUGCUUCAGAUGCCAGCCAGAGCGACCUUGCUCCAGCACAGACACUGCUUCAUGGCUUUCCCCAACGAUGCUGCCUGCCACCCCGAAAGAAACAGCUGCUGCGACCCUUUUGGCGACGACUUCUACAACACCUCCUCGCCUGCCACCUUGUCCUCGCUCUUUACUCUGCACCCACGCUCCAUUGACCACAUUUUCGGUUCCACUUCCCCUGAGCCCCUUCAUCCUCUGCACGACCUCAAUGCCAACAGUGCUGCCUUUGCCCACAACUGCUGCUCUGCCUUAGCUGCUGUUCCCUUGUACUCGAGUGUCUUGAAGCAAACUCUAAUACCAAACCCCAAGAUCCUCUAUAUUUUCCGCCUAAAUGUCUCAAUUCAAAACACCACAUCUGACAACAAGCCUAACAACGGCCCAAACACUGCUCCCGACACUCAUCAUAACCAAUUCCUAACCACAAAUCAGGCCACCAAUGGCUUCAAUCAAGACCUACUCGAUUUUAUUAAAAACCCGCUGAAUACCAAUCCGAAUACUGAUGCUGACAUCGACAAUCAUAUCGAUAACGGUAUCGACAAUGAUAUAGACAAUGAUAUAGACAUGCAGGUGCAAGGCCUUAAAAAUAACACCACUGUCAACUUCAGCGAAUUUGAGUCCGAAUCAUUCUCUGAUGACGAAUCCUUUUUGAAUUACUUCAAAGACCAGGACUCAAAAUUAUAUAAUUCAUCCACUAAUUUCAAUACAACCAAAUUUCAUAACAAUGAUCAAAUUGAAAUUGAAAACGAAAAUGAAAAUGAAAUGGGAAAUGAAAUGGGAAAUACUACCAUUGUUGAUGACACAAUCAACAAUACCACAAUCAAAAUCAAAAAUGAAAAUAACAUUUCUGAUAAUAAUACUAAUAAUACUAAUGAUAAUAAUGAUAAUCAAAUUAUCAAAAAGAUCACAGUUAUACUAAGAAAAACAUCAAUUGAAAUUAAUAAUAAUGGCCUCUUUCUCAAUCUACCCUCUUACAUUCUCUCGGCUUCAAUCUUGCAUUCAACUAAUAACAAUAAUGAUAACUUGCUAAUCUAUCUAAACUCAAACUAUCUAUUACUAAUAAAUUUCUUUUACAACCAUUCCAAAAAAUCUUUUACUCCACUAAUUCUUAACUACUGGGAUUUCACUUUCAAUCCAAAUUUCAAUCCAAAUUUCAAUCCAAAUUUCAACCCAAACAAAUACACUCAUACAAAAAACAACCACAAUUCUAUAAAUACAAACCCUUUCAAUUCUAAUAGAAACAAUAUCCAAAAUAUUCUAUCAAAUCACUCAAACAACUCCUCCUUCACUCUAAUUUUCUAUAAUGGCCUAAUAUCCAUUUUCAAUAAACUAAACAUCCCCAAUAAUACCUCUAAUAUCAACAAUUUGCAAUAUUCCGUAAACUCAAUCCCCUCAAAGGGAAAUAUCCUUCAUUCUUGCUACUUGCACACUAAUAUCCCUCAAUCUAACGACUCACAUACUAAAAAUUUAAAAUUGUUCAACCUCAUAAUUACUGACACAAACAGACUAUUAAUACUAAUCUUUUCCUGGUCCCUAUCCAAUAACCACACUCAACAGAACACUCAACAGAACAACAAUUUCAAAAAUACUCUAAAAAGACAAUCUCUAAUUUUAUCAAAUAAUUUUGAUAUCCCAAUUUUUGUCAUUCCCUUAAAGUCAAACCCAAAUAUACUACUAUUUGUCCUAACCAAUAAAAUCAUCCUAGUUGAUACACUCAACUUGAUCCCCGACCAAUUUAAAGUCUUUAAUAUCAACUGGACUUUUCCAACAAACUAUUACUGUCCCGAUCAAAAAAUCAGAUCAGAUAUUAUUACGGAUCUAAAUAACACCGAUGAGGUUUUAAUAGCCACCGAAAAUGGCAUAAUUUAUUCAGUUAUAGUUGCAAACAACUACAUUAUAGACCUCAAUCCGCUCCUCAAUAUCGGAAAACAAUUAAACGUUUUCAUAUUUGAAAAACUAAAUUUUCAAAAAAAUUUCACAAACUCAAAUUAUCAAUUAAUCUUUGGCGAUGAUAAAUCAGAUAGCGGUAUCUACUUCAUAUCUGGUCUUCCAAUUUCAAACAAAGAAAAAUUAUAUCCAAAUAUAAGGUACUUGAAACACUAUGAAAAUUUGUCUCCUGUUUUUGAUUAUAAAAUUAUAAAGUCUUGCAACAAAUAUAAUUACUCCUCAAACGAAUUGUGGCAGAUCUCCGGCGAACAUAAAAACGGUUCCUUGGUUCAGUUAAGGUUCGGUUAUAAAGCUAAAAGUUAUUUUUCCUAUUCUAAAUUUAAGAAAGCAAUAAACUGUUUCCCAAUAGUACUUGAUUUAUUGAACCAAGAAAAUAAAUUGGAGAAAAAUAUAUACAUAUUGUUUUCAUUUGAAUAUGAAAGCUCGCUUUAUUAUUAUAAUCACAAUGCCAAAACCAAUAAAAGUAAAAAUAAAAAUAAAAAUAAUCUAGUUGAUAUAAAUGAAUUUAAUAUUAUAGAUCAGGAAAGUAAAACUUUAAUUGCCUCAACAUUAGUAGAUUUGAAUAUUUGCUGCCAAAUUACUGAAAAAUCUAUUGUGUUGACAGAUUUUUGUGAAAAAAGUAUAAUAAUAUUUCAAUCUAAUUAUAUAAUAUUUGGAGAUAUCUUGGACAACAAAAUUGUUUUCAUUAAUGAGGUUUUUGAUCAAGUUGAAAACAAGAAAAAAAUUGAGUUGAACUGUUUUUUGAUUUUGAAAGCUAAAAAUCAAAAUCAAAAUCAAAAUCAAAAUCAAAAUUAUGAUCCAGACAGUGAUAUUGAAAUGAAGGAAGAUGAAAAUGAAAAUGAAAAAGAGAAAGAUUUUUUGCAUAUAAAUUUGUUAAUGUCUUCUAUUUUUCUUGAAAGUCAACCAUGUUUUAUCAAAUUUUUUAAGAUUGAAAAUAGUUUAUAUUUUGCUUAUGGAACCGAAGAUUUUAAUAUCUUCAUUUACAGAUUCGAAGAAUUACGGAAAAAGUUUGAAUUUUUUCAAAAAAUUGAAAUGAAUAAGAUAUUUGAAGAAAACUGGAUUUUUCACGAUUUUAUUGCUAUUUGUUAUAAGAAAGAUAAAUAUUUUAUUUUUAUUUCAGAUAAGUUGGGACAGUUGUUUAGAAUUUCAAGUGGAAUUGAUAAGAAAAAUAGAAAUUUUGAAAUUGGAGAAAUUAUUAAACUACAAUUGGGAGGAAUUCCUAUCAAGUUUCAAAAGAAUAAAGAAAUGAACUCAUUGUACUUAAUUUCUGGAAAUUUAUGGUAUAUUUCAUUUUCUGGUGAAGAUUAUUACCCUAAAAGAGUUUUCUUUCAAAAUGAAUUGACGGAUAAGUUGAUUACAUUUACAAUUCCUUUAAAGAUAAGUGAGGAAAUUAGAAAGAAUAAAAAAUAUCCUCUAAAUAUUAAUAACAAUAUUAAUAAUUGUGAGUUAUUGUCGAUAAGAGAAGAUGGGUUUAAUAUUAGUAAAUUUCAAGAAAUAAAAUGUUUAUGUUCUAGGAAGAUUAAAUUGGGAUUUACACCAAGAAAAUUUAUAUAUUCUAGAGAAAAUAAUUGUUUUAUUAUAAUAUCUGAUAAAGUUGGUAGUAAAAUAACAUUUGUUUCUGGAAGUUUUAAUUUUUCUAACCCUAGUAGCAAUAAUUUUAAUAACAAUAAUGUUAGAAAUAGUACCUUCAGCACCAACCGAUAUAAGACAAUUAAAAGCUAUGAGAUAAAUAGUGAUGGAUCAAUUAUUGAUAAAAAUAGAAUCAAAAACAAAAACAAAAAUAAAAAUAAAAAUAAAAGUGAUAAUGGUAGCGGUGAUGAUAAUAGUAAUAAUGAUAACGAUAAUUCAUCAAUGUUUAACUCGGAAAUGAGUCCAUUAUCAAUUUGUGAAUGGAAAGUUCGUAAACCUAAUUCAAAUAUUUCAUAUAAAAAAUUGGUUAUUGGGUGUAAGAGUUUAAAAGGACAUGGGAUGAUAUUUUUUGUUUCUUAUGGUUUCAGUAUAGCAUAUAAGGACAAAGGAAAAGGAAAAGAGAAAGAAAAUGAAAAAGAGAAAAAAACUGGAAAUGAAAAUGAAAAUGAAAAUGAAAAUGAAAAUGAAAAAGAGAAUGAAAAUGAGUCUAAAGAAAGUGUCAUUGUGUAUAAUAAGAUCAAUUCCUUUAAGACCGAUGGACCGGUAUUUGGAAUUGAGCAGAUAAGUAAUGAAUCAUUGAUUUAUCAUUCAGGUAGAAAGGUUUUUAUGAUAAAUUAUGAUUUUAUUAGCAAAAAGAUGAGUUUAAAAGAGCUUUAUGUUGCAGCUAGUUUGAUUGUUUCAAUAAGAAUAAUUGGGGAUAAGAUUUUAAUUUCGAGUAAAGAUGAUUCAGUAUAUUUAUGCAAGAUUUUGAAAGAUAAACAAGUUAUUGGAUUACAUCACGAUGAUUCAAUGAGACAAUUAGUUAAUUCAGUUUAUUUUUCGAAAUUCAGCAAUAAUGAAAAUAAUUAUGAAUUCAACAAUAGUUACAGAAGCAACAAAUUUGCAGGGAUGAAAGAAUUAGAUGAAGCCAAUGAACAAAGAUCGGAAGAAUACGAUAGUGGAUUUUUUGUUGAUAUUGAUAUUGAUAGUGAAGAAAAUAGAGAAGAUAUUGUUAGCAAUGUAAUAGUUUCUGAUAAAAUCCAAGGCACAAUUAAUGGAUUUUAUUCAAUAAAAAAUGAUUUAUUAUUAAGAGAUACAUUUAGAUAUAAUAUGAAUCAAGUCUGUCGGUUGGAAGUCGGGAGUUUUCUACCAAUCUGGGAGUAUUUAAACAAUUUCGAAGAUAAAUUGGUAAGAAAUAUGAAUGGAAUAAAUGAGGGUGUCAGCAAUAAAAACCAUUAUUCGAAAUUGAACAGAUUUCUUUCUGUUAGUGUUUCAGGUGAAGUUUUGUUGUUUACGUUGUUAAUUGAUGAACAAUACAACAGAUUGAACAAUCUACUAUUGGAAGAUCUACGAAGAGAAGAACAAAGAGAAUUCGAGGAAGAUGAAGACGACCAUGAACACAAGAAAACCGAAGAAGAAGAGGAAGAAGAUCAAUUCGAAGAUAAGGGCAAGAGAGCUCUCUUGGGAAUACAGUCUGUAAAAUGGAUGGACCAAAACCACAAGGUGAUUGACGGAGACUUGCUCACAUACAACUGCUCUAGGAGGGUCGUCGACAUGAUGAACAGCAUUCUUCUCUAGGCUUUAUGCUAGAAGAUCAUACUUUUGUGAAAAGAUCAUAUUUCACGGAAAAGAUCGUCUUUUUGCGGAAAACUCGUUAAUCGGAAAGUGACUCAUCAAACACGUGCCUGAACCCAGAAGACUGGCUUUGUGAAACUUUUCUCUGAAAUCUUUUCACUUUCAAUUUUUCGAGAAUCGACAACAGACAACAAACAGAGCUAUCUUUUUGAGUCAGUGCUGCUUUGAAAAUUGCGAAACUACGCCACUAGAACUUCAGCAAGAGCCUGGCACAAUGUCU